UUCCUUGGAAGCUGAGUUUCAACUUUCAUCCCACAUUUCUCCUCAAUCUUGGAAGCCAUAGUUGAUAAACAACGAUUAUACACAAUUUUAUAUGGCCCAAAGUUGAAACUAUUGUCGUAGCUAUCUGCAUUUUCAGACAAACUCAGAUACUCAAGAAUCUGUGAAGAUCGAGUCUCCUCUGUGCGGCAAUGGUUUUCAAGAAAGUGGUAAUUUUGAUGAUGGGUUGUUUGGGGAUGUCGAAGCAGCCCACGCUGCCUGCUCCUCCAGCUGAAACUGCUGAAUCUUCAUCCACUGAUGUUCAAAUUUGUGGCUCAAAAAGAAUCAGGCUCAGUGAUGGCAGAUUCUUGGCUUACACAGAGAGAGGAGUCCCCAUGAAUAAGUCCAAUCACAGAGUUAUUGUUGUUCAUGGAUUUGGUAGCUCUAAAGAAAUGAAUUUCAUGGCUUCUCAGGAUUUACUUGAGGAGUUGAAGAUAUGUCUUCUGUUGUUCGACCGGGCUGGAUAUGGAGAAAGUGAUCCCAAUCCAAAGAGAUCAUUAAAGAGUGAAGCAUCUGACAUUGAAGAACUAGCUGAUAAGUUGCAGCUGGGAUCAAAGUUCUUCGUGCUUGGGGUGUCGUUGGGGUGCUACCCCAUCUGGGGUUGCCUUAAACGAACACCAAACAGGCUAGCAGGUGUUGCAUUAGUAGUUCCUUACAUAAACUACAAAUGGCCAUCCCUUCCUAGUGACCUAACAAGAGAUGACUAUCGCAUGGGCCUUUCUCGGUGGGCUGUUUUCGUUGCAAGCCAUGCUCCAAGAUUGUUGUAUUGGUGGUUGACACAGAAAUUGUUCCCUUCGUCGACUGUUCUUGAUAGGAACCCUGCAUUCUUCAGUCGAAAGGACUUAGAAGUGUUGAAGAUCACACCAGGGUACCAAUUGCUAAAUCAGAGCAAGAUAAGGGACCGAGCUGUGUUUGACUCCCUACGCCGUGACUUUGUGGUUGCCUUUGGCAAGUGGGACUUUGACCCGUUGGAGCUGUGCAAUCCGUACCCUCAAAAGGAAAGCACGGUGCAUAUAUGGCAAGGGUACGAAGACAAGGUGGUGCCUUUUCAGCUGCAGAGGCACGUAUCGGGAAAACUGCCUUGGAUUCGUUAUCAUGAAGUCCCGGAUGGAGGGCAUCUGCUGGUUUAUGAUUCUGAUGUGUGUGAAGCCAUUUUGAGGUCUCUUGUCCUUGGAGAAGAUCCUCCUCAAAUGUACAAACCUCAAUGCUAGUUUGCUUGAUUUUUUUUUAUUAUUUUUUUCAUUCUUGUUCAUGACAACAGUGAUGAUCUUGUAAAGUAGAUUGCAUAAUUGGUAGUGAUUUAUUUGUUUCAAAAAACUUUUGGUUGUCAAUGGAGUUGCAGUUAUUGAUGUUAACCAUCCCAAACAGAGAUUAUUUGAUAUAGAAUCUAUUCUAUCUAA
Salvia hispanica is the source of this 1436-nucleotide messenger RNA. RefSeq lists its product as uncharacterized. Lineage: Eukaryota; Viridiplantae; Streptophyta; Magnoliopsida; Lamiales; Lamiaceae. The record is from RefSeq and is a predicted model, not a curated record.